AUGCCGCAUGCGCUUGACGAGGUCAUUCCCACGUCCUUUGACGAGGGUACGCUGCGUGCGCUGUGCGACAUGGACUGCGGCAUGCCGCUGUUGUACGACCGCAUCAAGCAGUCUAUGACGUCUGCGCAGCAGACUGCGUCCUUCUUGAAGAAGCGCUCCGUCAUCGAGGAGGAGUACGCGCGCGCCAUGUCGAAGCUUGCGCGCAGCUCGGCAGAGAGCUACGCCAGCGCAGAGGGCAAGGCUGGCUCCUUUGUCACCUCAUGGACGGGCGUGAUGCGCACACACGAGUCGCUCGCCGACAACCGCCUGCGCUUCGCGGCCAAGCUGAGCGAGAUGAGUGACGAGCUCACGACACUCGCCAAGGAGGUCGACCGCAACCGCAAGCAGGCGCGCGAGACGGGCCUGCGCCUCGAGCGCAACUUGCAGGAUGCAGAGGCCGGCGUGGAGAAGGCACGUCUGCGCUUCGAUGCGACGGCGGAAGAUCUGGAGCGCUUGCUGCUGCUGAAAAGCGGCGAGUCGGCCAAGGGCGGCGAGCUGCAGGCUGGCACGGGUGGAAGUACGAGCGGGAAGCGGACGCUGGGCAAGGCGAUUGGAAAGAGCGGCCUGCUCUUCAAGAACAAGAACCCGAAUCAGAUUCUGAAGCAGGAGGAGGAUAUCCGCGCGCGGACAUCGACAGCGAGCGACGCUUUCCGGAAAGAGGUGCUCGCGACGCAGGGCACGCGGCAAGAGUACUUCAACCUGCAGCUGCCGCGCAUCCUUCGGGCCCUGAAAGAGAGCGCAGAGGAGAUCGACAACGGCCUGCAGUACCACUUGGUGCGCUACGCCUUCCUGUACGAGAGCACAGUGCUCGGCGACGGCAUGGCCAUCACACCCGUGCCAGCGACAGAGGGCUUCGGGCUCAAGUCCGCCGCCGAGUCCAUCGACAAUCGCGCAGACUUCAAGCAGUUCAUGCAGAACUAUCAGGUCGUGCACGCGCGCGACUACCGCGGCCCGCGGCGGGAAGGACCGUACGAGGAGGGCUUUGUGCGUGCACGAGUCGUCAAUCAGGGCAACACCGGCACGCAGGGCAAGGCCGCUGCUGCUGCCGCUGCGGCGCCUCGGCCUGUCGCAACAAGACCAAUCUUCGGCGUGCACCUGGUCGACCAGAUGGCGCGCGACGGCGUGGAGGUGCCGCCGAUCCUGGAAAAGUGUGCCGAGGCAAUCGAGGCCGUCGGCAUGCAAAGCAUGGGCAUCUACCGGCUGUCGGGCACGACGUCCAAGGUGCAGAAGCUCAAGGCCAAGUUCGAUGCCGCAGACUGGUCCACUGUCGACCUGCUGAACGACGAGGCGAUCAACGACAUCAACAUCAUCGCUGGCUGCCUCAAGCUUUGGUUCCGCGAGCUGCCAGAGCCGCUCAUGACGUGGGAGCUGUACCAGGGCUUCAUCGAUGCCGCAAAGGUGGAGAACGAUCGGAUGCGGCACAUCAGGAUGCACGAGCGUGUCAACGACUUGCCAGAUGCGAACUACGCGACGCUCAAGUACCUGAUGGGCCAUCUCGACAAAAUCCGUUCGGAGCACGAGUCGAACCAGAUGAGCAUCUCGAACCUCGCCAUCGUCUUCGGGCCCACGCUGCUGAGCCCGCCGCCCGGCACGGCGGGCGGCGAAGGGCCGGGCGGCGUGCACCUACAGGACAUGAGCUUCCAGUGCAAGGCCGUCGAGACGAUUCUCGAGCGCUACGCGGCCAUCUUCGUCGAUGAGGGCGAGGCGGCGGCGUGAGGAGCUCGCCGGCCGCGCUGUGGAUGAGGCAGCGCUGGCCCGCCCCGCCUCUGCUGCGUGUCUUAUCCUGCUGCUUGCUGCGCUCCUCUGCUGCUGGAACUGUCGUCGGAUGCUGCGUCUCCCCUGUCACCGUGCUGCUCCUGCGGCCUGCGCUCUGCCUGCGCCAAUAUAUAUCCCGCAUUGGACUCUGCCGUGGGGGCGAGGGCGCUUGCGAUGCGUGGAGUCGACACGCAGGCCGGGAGCGUGGGAGCGUUCGCACGCAAGGCGGAGCGGCCUGGGCGGCGACCUCCACGG
This is a messenger RNA of Tilletiopsis washingtonensis, 2049 nucleotides long. Its product is annotated as GTPase activating protein. Gene Ontology annotation, biological process: signal transduction; regulation of GTPase activity. The transcript has 13 exons. Gene Ontology annotation, cellular component: cytoplasm. Lineage: Eukaryota; Fungi; Basidiomycota; Exobasidiomycetes; Entylomatales. The record is from RefSeq and is a predicted model, not a curated record. Bases 1 to 1755 code for a protein of 584 amino acids.